UAUUUAGAUAAAACAUAAAACUAAAUUAAAAAAAGAUUAAUAUUAGUGUCAGUGAUUGAUUUACUAUUUUAAAGCAACCUUCGCAGGCUCCUCACAUAAAUCCCACUCAAGCUCUAAAUAAAAGCUGCAGUUUCCAUCACUCUUCUUCUUCAAAAGUUCUCAAAAAUCAUCAUUAUCACUUUUAAUUACUUCAAUGGCUCUUGUUCGUGAACGCCGUCAGAUCAACCUACGUCUACCUCUUCCACCUCUCUCCGAUCGCCUCCCCUGUUUCUCCUUUCCCUGCACCACGGCCGCCGCUGUCACAUCCACCGCUAACACCAACGGAAUCGUCGCUUCGGAUAUCGAGAAACUCCACGUCCUCGGAAGCGGAAACGGCGGGAUCGUAUACAAAGUCCGACACAAAACCACAGCGGAGCUUUACGCUCUGAAAACAGUCAACGGCGACAUGAGUCCGAGUUUCACGAGACAGCUAACGCGCGAGAUGGAGAUCCUCCGCCGCACUGAUUCUCCUUACAUCGUACGGUGUCACGGGAUCUUCGAGAAACCAAUCGCGGGCGAGGUUUCAAUCCUCAUGGAGUACAUGGACGGCGGAAACCUAGAAUCUCUCCGCGGCGCCGUGACCGAGGAACAACUCGCGGGGUUUUCCCGCCAGAUUUUGAAAGGACUGAGCUAUCUCCACUCGCUCAAGAUCGUUCAUAGAGACAUUAAACCUGCGAACCUCCUCUUGAAUUCGAGAGACCAAGUUAAAAUCGCCGAUUUCGGGGUUAGCAAAAUCAUGAUCCGAUCCUUGGAUUACUGCGAUUCGUUUGUCGGCACGUGCGCUUACAUGAGCCCGGAGAGAUUCGACUCCGUCGCCGGAGAGAACUCCGAUGUAUACUCAGGCGAUAUCUGGAGUUUUGGAUUGAUGAUGCUCGAGCUAUUCGUCGGACAUUUCCCGUUGCUUCCUCAGGGACAGAGACCUGAUUGGGCGACGCUGAUGUGCGCCGUGUGCUUCGGAGAACCGCCGCGCGCGCCGGAAGGAUGUUCCGACGAUUUUAGGAGUUUUGUUGAUUGUUGUCUACGUAAAGAACCGAGUGAGAGGUGGACGGCGUCGCAGCUUCUCGACCACUCUUUUCUCCGUGUAACUGUUUAGAUCCGAUUGCUACGAUAAGCACUUGCAUUGUUACAAAAUCGUAUGUAUAUUCAUUACAAUUAAAAUGUGCGUGAUACAAAAUGGUGUCGAGAUCAUUAUUCCUACGAAACAGGGCAACUCUUACUAGGUCUU
This is a messenger RNA of Camelina sativa (false flax), 1264 nucleotides long. The record is from RefSeq and is a predicted model, not a curated record. NCBI's taxonomy places the organism in Eukaryota, Viridiplantae, Streptophyta, Magnoliopsida, Brassicales, Brassicaceae.